Colletotrichum siamense is the source of this 609-nucleotide messenger RNA. RefSeq lists its product as uncharacterized. The coding region runs from base 1 to 609 and encodes 202 amino acids. The transcript has a single exon. The record is from RefSeq and is a predicted model, not a curated record. Lineage: Eukaryota; Fungi; Ascomycota; Sordariomycetes; Glomerellales; Glomerellaceae.
AUGAGCAUCAUCUCAUCUGCUCGCGCCCUCUUCCGUCCCAUAGUCUUCAUUCUGAUCGUUCUCUUCCUCGUCCUCACCUACAACCACGGAUCCUCCCGAGACACACAAUCCAACAUGUCCGAGGAAACCAAGAACAACGCGCUAUCCAAGCUCAGCAUCCGCAUUCGUCAAUCCUCAACCUCCCCUCCCACGGUCACCUUCUCUGUUACCAACGACCACAACGCACCCCUCACGAUCCUGCGCUGGGCCACGCCCCUGGACCCCCUAGCCCUCCAGCUCGGAGUCCUUUCCGUCACACCGGAAGGCGCAGACGCCCCGCUCGAAAUCGACACCAUCGCGCUGAAGCGGAUCAUGCCACCCCGCGACGAGGACAUGGUCACCCUCCAACCGGGCGACACCACGGAGAACGAAGUAAUCCUGCGCGAAACCGUGCUGCUGUUUGACAGGCUCGGCAAGACGCCGCGGGUGGCGGCCAAGGGGACGUGGCAGACUGUGUGGCCCACGACGGCGGAUAAGCUUAGCAAGGAUACUCUCAUGAAGCUACAGUUCGGUGAUGGCGUUCUCUCGGGCGACUUUGAGACGGAAGCUAUCGAGGUUACCGUUGCGUAA